This is a messenger RNA of Elgaria multicarinata webbii, 1151 nucleotides long. It is a transcript of the gene NKAIN2, whose product is annotated as sodium/potassium transporting ATPase interacting 2. The transcript is spliced from 8 exons. NCBI's taxonomy places the organism in Eukaryota, Metazoa, Chordata, Lepidosauria, Squamata, Anguidae. The coding region runs from base 444 to 1127 and encodes 227 amino acids. The record is from RefSeq and is a predicted model, not a curated record. Gene Ontology annotation, biological process: regulation of sodium ion transport.
GCCCGCCAGAAUGAGCUGAGUUCGCCUGCCUCUCUCCUCUCUCGCUCUGCCCAAGCGUCUGGAUGGCUCAAGAGCUAAGCCCAGGCGGGGGGCAAACUUGGAGAGGCCGUCGGAUGCCGUUGGGAACUGUCGCUGACCCCGCCGGCUUCCGGGACAUCCUUCCCGCCCGCGCUGCUGCUGCUGGCGGAGGCAUCUUUGCACAAGGCGAGUGAAAGGCUGCAAAGGCGGCUGUUGUCAGCGGCGCGGCAAAGGCGGUUGUUGUGGGUGCUGCUGUUGUUAACGCGAUCCUAAUGCCUGUCACUUCCCGGGACGCGCUCUUGGCGGCGGCGGCAGCGGCAGGCAGGAGCCCCCCGAGUCCUGCUCAGGCUCGCUUAGCCUCUCCCGGCAUCUGAUUGGAUACGGCUGGGCUCUGCGUGGGACUGCGGCGAGGGGUCUCGGAAAUCAUGGGUUAUUGCAGCGGCAGGUGCACGCUGAUCUUUAUCUGUGGCAUGCAACUGGUGUGUGUGCUGGAGAGACAAAUAUUUGAUUUCCUUGGUUAUCAGUGGGCACCAAUCCUGGCAAAUUUUGUACACAUUAUUAUAGUCAUACUUGGCUUAUUUGGAACCAUCCAGUAUAGACCUCGCUACAUAACAGGAUACGCCGUCUGGUUAGUCCUUUGGGUUUCAUGGAACGUAUUUGUUAUCUGCUUCUACUUGGAGGCUGGGGACCUAUCAAAGGAAACAGAUCUUAUUCUGACCUUCAAUAUCUCAAUGCAUCGUUCUUGGUGGAUGGAGAAUGGGCCAGGCUGUACAGUGACAUCUGUGACCCCAGCCCCAGACUGGGCACCAGAAGACCAUCGCUACAUCACUGUCUCAGGGUGUGUUCUUGAUUACCAAUAUAUAGAAGUGGCCCACAGUUCUCUACAGAUCUUCCUUGCACUGGCAGGAUUCAUCUACGCCUGUUAUGUUGUGAAAUGUAUCACCGAAGAAGAGGACAGCUCUGAAUACCCGGUGACGGGAGGAAGAUUGGCCUACUGGCUCCCUGGAGCAAAUCAGAUUGAUUUCAUAGGUGGAUUUGAUUCUUAUGGCUAUCAAGGCCCACAGAAGACAUCUCAUUUACAGCUUCAGCCCAUGUAUAUGUCAAAGUAGACAAAGCAAAGUCUGUGGUUGGGC